AUGAAGGCGCCGCUCCCAGCGACUUUCUUUCUCAAGACCUCGUCCCUGAUCUUCCAUCUGCGUUCGUUGAUUUCUUUGAUUUCAGAGAUGCAUUUUGCCAUCUCCAUCCUUCAGGUGCUUCAUGUCCUGAUGUCCAGCUCUGCGACUCAGCUUCAGCCUGAGCCGGAGGCCGGAUCCCUGUUGCAAACCCGACCCCAGCAAGCACACCUGCUGGCCUCAAAAGCAGGCCAACCAAUCUCCCCCCUACCGCCUGGCCUCCAAAGCCUUUGCUCCGGGGGUCCUUGCAUCUGCCCCGUGUAUGGUGACCUCCCUCCAACGAUCAGAGACGUGGACCUUGGAGAAUGUCGCAGUCUUUGUGAGUCUUUCCCGGCGUUCUUCUUUUUAUUUAACAACAACGUAAACAACCCUUCGUCAUACUGCGAGUGCUGCGAAACGACUGACACCGCAGAACUUCCCGUCGCCCCCCAAUUCAGUACCGGAACGACGUACGAGGUUGUGCGUGGUGAUCCUGGAACCUUGCAAGACCUAUGUUCAGGUGAAAACUGCGUAUGUGACGAUGUCAAAAACGACACACAGAUGUUCAAUCUGGAUAGCACACAGUGUGCAAAUGUCUGCUACCUUCAGGAUCCGCCUUUGCUGACCUUCUCUAUCAUUACUUUCAACGACCCUGAGGGCUACUCUGAUGGGCGGACAGGAUCAAAUUUUAACGUAUCUUCGGUCUGCAGAUGCUGCAACGGGCCUGCCAAAAAAGCCUAUGAAUUUCCCGAAGAAGGGGUUGCUCAAACCUGGACCAUCACUCCGUUUCCGGCCGGUGCGCAGGGUGAUCCGCACAUCACCACAUUGGAUGGACGCCACUACACGCUGAUGAAACAAGGCAUCUUUUCAUUGUGGCACCUCUCAGGUUUGAGUACUCAGUUCCGUUCAGAGAAUGGUGAGGUGAAGACAGUGCCAGUUGACUGGCAGAUUUACACUCGCUACUCUGGACAGCAAGCCUUUACCAAAGGGCUGUUGCUGGUAGACAAGUCCGGCGGCUCUGUCCGGCAAGUCAUGGAAAUGACGUCUCAAGACUGCCAAUGGCGAGCACGCAAAGCGGACACAGAAUGGACAAUGGUGAAAGAUGAUGAGGUCAUCUCGGUUCCAGACAGUCAGGACUACGUGACUGGAUUCCAAGUCACGACAAAAAGAGGUACAAAAGGCCACAAUCGCGUGCAUUUGAUUGUCAACACAAGGGAUGGCAAGAUGGACAAGGCUGUCCUAAGCCUUAGCUGCAGGGCGCACCAUCACAUUAAUCUUCAGCUGGUGAUGAGACAGAGGCCCGGCUUGGGUUGGGUUUGUAAUUGGCCACUGGACGAUUAUCGCUUCGUAGACGGCGAGCUGAAAGUGGCCCGAGGAUUGUCCACCCUCCAAACGGACACAGAAUUUGCCAUUCACACGAAGUGGGAGGAUCUUGGGGGCAGUCAACCGGCAGCGAAGUACCUCGAAAUGGACCAGGCUGUUUUUGGAGGUAUUGCCCUUUGGCAAAGUUGCAGCAGAGAGGAUGAGGUCCAAGCCCAAGAGAUGUGCUCCAAGCACCUGGGAGAGAUCCAACAUGGAGCUGAUGAGACGGUUUAUACAGAUUGCGUUUAUGAUGUGUGCCAUGGAGCUGGUGAGACUGCUGCAGAACUUGCAGCGGAGCUCCUUGAAUCCACCCGAGCCAUUGAAGGCGUUUAG
Messenger RNA from Cladocopium goreaui, 1710 nucleotides. NCBI's taxonomy places the organism in Eukaryota, Dinophyceae, Suessiales, Symbiodiniaceae. The record is from the annotation of a GenBank genome assembly.